UAGAUUACCUGAGUGAUGAGAUCAUGUUGGACUUUUUGUUAAGAACCUAGGACACAUGGAUGUUAGUUAUGAGCCUAGUUGGAAAGUAAAACAUGGAAUAUUAGUCUAAUGAGUGUGACUUUGAGGAUUACUAGUUUGGCGGAUUAGGAUUCUGGGAUUGCCAUCUUUGCCCCUAAUAUAUAGAAUAAUUGCAUUUCAAUUCUGAGACUCUUAUGGGAAUGAAACUUUUAUUGGUAGGAAGGCCAACAAAGAUGAGCAUUGCCUAUGUAUUGUUGAGGUCAGCAAGCUGAGGAGGGAUGUUUCCGUCUAUAGCUUAUUGUAGGACAAAUCCAGACUCCAAAUCCUCCAGUUUUGAGAAACUAUGUGUUAGGAAAGCUUGUGAGACUGUUCUUGAAAAACUCAGGAGAUAUGGAAAGUUAACAUUCCUUGGUAUGGAACCAGAGAAGAUGUUAUGUGAGGGUUUCCACAACCUUGAGCUGUAGUUACUGUAGCUGAGUAGGGAAGAUAUAUUUUAGCUGAUUUUCCAUCAUGUAUAUGUACCAAAGGCUCUAAUACUAAUCUAAACAUAUUAACUUCAGUAGUUCUGUAAUAAAAUCCAUCAGGGAUCUUCUUCAAGUACAGAAACAAACAAAUAGCCGUGAUAAGAUUAGUGUUGAUCCUAGAAAUGACUUAAAUCUAAAUGCAUCAGGAAAAGACCACAUUUUGUUCGGUUGUAUUACCAACUUUUGAGGUAGUAGAUUAGAUAGUUUUUCUAAAGAUAAAAAUAUAUUGGAUUUUGAAGAAGUAUAAAUAUGGGUGAAUAAGUUAUAAUGUAUCAACUCAUACAAUCAAUAUACAAAUCUUAAAACUGGUAUUUGUUUCAAUCGAGUUCUACAUUUUUAGUUUUCGUAGUUACCAUGCAUUCAGGACAAGGCGAUGCCGUGUUUAAUGAUGGAAGUGCCCUUUAAUGGUUUGAGUCUUCGGGUCUUCUUGUGAAAAAGUUUAUCCCACGUACAAGUCUUUAUUUUUUUGUGCGUAUAUCUUUUUAUUAAGGUAGAAGAAAAGGAGCGGUUCUUGUUGAAAGUUCGGAAAGGGUUAAAAGAACCUGACUUUGACUUUUUGACUUAUCGUGUGCCGUUUCUGAAAGUUUGAGGAUCACUGUUUUCAUAGAAACUUCCAUUUGCUAUUAAAGGCAGCUGAUAAGAGACGAACAUAUGAGUGAAUACUAAAGACAAAGAUUUUGCUUUUGCUACAUUCUUUAAGUAAAUUAUGAAGCAGAUGGUAUUGUUUUCAAUCCUUUGUUUUGUGUUCAUAACCAUUGGCGUUACUUCAGUUUCAGCACAAAACGUAUGUAUGGACAACGGGCAUUUCAGGCCCAACGAUACUUACAACGCAAACCGCCGUCUGAUCCUCUCUUCCUUACCUUCCAACGUCACGUCUCAAGAGGGCCUCUUCUUCAACGGCUCCAUCGGACAAGAACCCAACCGUGUAUACGCAACAGGGAUGUGCAUCCCAGGAUCAAAUCCACAGGACUGUUCUGAUUGUAUCAAGCUCGCGUCUGAUGGUUUGUUACAGAGCUGUCCUAACCAAACAAACGCGUUUACAUGGCUAGGCGAUCCCACGCUUUGCCUUGUCCGCUACGCCAGCACUUCUUUCUCAGGAUCUGGAGAUCUAACUCCGCGUAGGAUGGUCACAAACGGUGGAUAUAUAGCCUCGAAUAAAACAGAAUUCAAGAAAACAUGGGAAGACUUGGUUGCUCGUAUGAUUGACGUUGCCUCGACAGGAAAAAGCACACCGUUGUUUAGUAAUAACCAUUAUACAGCUAAUAGUGCAGCCUUGACGUCUUCUCAGAAUAUGUAUGCUUUGAUGCAAUGCACGCCGGAUGUUUCCUCUCGUGAUUGUGAGAAUUGUCUGCGUCAGAGUGCAAAUGACUUCCACUCGUGCUGUGCUCUGAAGCGAGGAACCCGUAUUUUGCGGCCAGUCUGCUUUUUCCGUUGGGAGUUGUAUGAUUACUCUACGGCUUCUUUUGCUGCUAAUUUUACGGUGGCUUCUUCUUCUCCUCCUCAUCUUCCUCCCGUGGUUGUGCCAGAACCUGCAGAUGAUCAGGACAACACCAUUGAUACUGAAGAUAGGAAAGGAAUCUCAUCUAGAGUUGUUGCGGCCAUCACGGUUCCAACUGUUGUUACCGGCUUUAUACUUCUUGUUCUAGGAGUUUUUCUUUGUUGGAGGAGAAAGGCAGUGCAAAGAACUCAAGUUGAAUCUGAUAGUGAUAUUUCAACUCCACAUUCAUCGCAAUAUGACUUUAAGUCAAUUGAAGUUGCAACAAACAAGUUUUCGAGGAGUAAUAAGCUUGGUGAAGGCGGAUUUGGCGAAGUUUACAAGGGUAUGCUUUCAAACGGAACAGAAGUGGCUGUGAAGCGACUGUCGGAAAAGUCAGGACAAGGGAUAAGAGAGUUCAAGAACGAGGCUGUUCUUGUCUCAAAACUUCUACACAGGAAUUUGGUUAGGCUUCUUGGAUUUUGUCUGGAAGGAGAGGAGAAGAUUUUGAUAUACGAGUUUGUUCCCAACAAAAGCCUUGACUAUUUCCUAUUUGACCCUGAAAGGCAAAGUCAGCUAGACUGGAUUCAGAGGUACAAUAUCAUCGAAGGGAUUGCUCGAGGAAUUCUUUAUCUUCAUCAAGAUUCACAGCUCACAAUCAUACACCGUGACCUCAAAGCCAGCAACAUUCUCUUAGAUGCCAAUAUGAACCCAAAAAUUUCAGAUUUUGGAUUGUCUACGAUCUUUGAAAUUGACCAAACUCAAGGCAAUACCAGCAAAAUUGCUGGAACCUACGCUUACAUGUCUCCCGAGUAUGCAAUGCAAGGUCAGUUCUCCAUGAAGUCUGACAUUUACAGCUUUGGAGUCUUAGUUUUCGAGAUUAUAAGCGGCAAGAAAAACAGCGGCCUCUACCAGAUGGAUAAAACUAGUAAUGCUGGAAACUUGGUCAACAAUGCUUGGAGGCUUUGGAGAAAUGUGUCACCACUAGAGCUGGUGGAUCCGGCAAUUGGAAGGAAUUAUCAGACUAAUGAAGUCACCAGAUGCAUCCAUAUUGCACUCUUAUGUGUUCAAGAUAAUCCAGAUGACCGUCCAAUGUUAUCAACUAUCAUCUUGAUGCUCACUAGUAACACAAUCACUCUACCACUGCCUCGCCUUCCGAAUUGUUUCCCGCAUAGCAUGAACAAACUGGACCAACUAUCUGAAGGAUGCGAUUCAAGUCAAUUCACAGGUCAAAGAUCUGUUGGUUAUUCUGGUAGUGACAUGACGAUUUCUGAUUUAGAGCCUCGUUGAAGAGAGGAAAUAUUAUUUGUGAUGCGAAUUUGAAUGGUGAUUCUACUAUAUGUUCUGACUUUGUGUGAUAAUUGUGGUUAUGUUUGUCUUCAUAUCUAGUAGCAUUCUGGCCUAAUGGCAUUCUUAGGAUAUUAAUUUUCGGUUAUAAUUUUUGCAAUUAUUUAGACUUUUUGAUGUGCUGAGGAUUUUUAAUUCACUAAUACUAGAUUUUGGUUUA
Molecule: messenger RNA, 3523 nt
Organism: Brassica rapa (field mustard)
Lineage: Eukaryota; Viridiplantae; Streptophyta; Magnoliopsida; Brassicales; Brassicaceae
Product: cysteine-rich receptor-like protein kinase 11
Biological process (GO): defense response to bacterium; protein phosphorylation
Cellular component (GO): plasma membrane
Molecular function (GO): protein serine/threonine kinase activity; ATP binding
Source: RefSeq, a predicted model, not a curated record